GGCGAGGGGGCGUCCGCGCCUGCGCAGAGAGCGCGCCAGGCCGAGGGGUCUCGCCUGCGCGUUUCCCAUCCACGCAGUGUGCUCGCGGGUGCGACAGUGGGGAGACCGCGCGGGGACUACAGCUCCCACCGGCCCGCGGCGGAGGCCGGAAGCCCAGAGUGCGGAAGAGGGGGAAGGAGGGCGGAAGAAGAGUGCGGAAGAGGGGGAAGGAGGGCGGAAGAAGAGUGCGGAAGAGGGGGAAGGAGGGCGGAAGAGAGGGAAACACGGCGGAAGAAGAGGACGGAAGAGGGCGGGAGCGCGCCCUCCCCGCCCCGCCCCGGCACCGCCCUCGUCCCGUGUCGCGGCCGCCUGUGGCGUCACCGGUGUCGGUGUCGUGGAUGCCGUCUCCCCGGCCGGCCCCGAAGCCCCAGCGCCCGCCGCGGAGGAGACAGAAGAUGACAUCCAGUUCGUGAGUGAAGGACCAUUAAGACCUGUUCUUGAAUACAUUGAUCUGGUCAGCAGUGAUGAUGAAGAGCCUAGCACCUCACAUAGUGAGGAGAAUUUUAAACUUAAAGAUUAUAUCGACCAUCAGAAGGAUAAAGUUGCUUUAACUCUAGCUCGUCUAGCCCACCAUGUUGAAGUGGAGAAACAGCAAAAAGAAGAGAAGAAUAGAGCAUUCAGGGAAAAAAUCGAUUUUCAGCAUGCCCAUGGGUUACAAGAAUUGGAAUUUAUUCAAGGACAUUCUGAUACAGAAGCAGCAAGACUGUGUGUGGACCAGUGGCUAAAAAUGCCAGGACUCAAGGCAGGCACGAUUAAUUCUGGAACAAGAAGUUCAUUUCGAAGAGGCGGUCAGAUACAAAAGUCUGGGAAACCAAUUUCAUGUCCUAUCAUGCACUGUAACAGGGAAUUCGACAAUGGGCACCUUCUCUUGGGACAUUUGAAGAGGUUUGAUCACUCUCCGUGUGAUCCAACAAUUACAUUACAUGGACCCUUCACCAGUUCUUUUGCUUGUGUAGUAUGUUAUCGACAGUUUGUUACUCAGCAGCAAUAUAGGGAGCACCUGUUUGCUAAGGAAGGUGCAGAUGAUGGACACAACAGCAAUCUCCUUCCUCAGAUGAUUCAGUGUUUCGCGUGUCCAAAUUGCUUCCUCCUUUUUGGCAGCAAGGAUGAUUGUUUGAAGCAUAUGUCUGGAAAGAAUCAUUUCCAUCAGAGUUUUAAACUAGGUGAUAACAAGGGAAUGGCACAUCCAAUACCAUUUCCAUCUUUUGCAAAGAAACUUUUGAUCUCUCUGUGUAAAGACGUUCCUUUUCAAGUGAAGUGUGUCGCCUGCCACCAGACACUGCAUUCCCACAUGGAGCUCACUGCCCAUUUCAGGAUGCGUUGUAGAAAUGCUGGACCUGUAGCGAUAGCUGAAAAAAGCAUUACCCAAGUUGCAGAAAAAUUCCUAUUAAGAGGUUAUUGUCCAAAUUGCAACGAAGUCUUUGUGGAUGAAACCAGCACCCGAACUCACAAGCAGAAUUCAGGACACAAAAUCCGGGUCAUUAACUCAGUGGAAGAAGCAGUCUUACUUUACUGCCAUAGCAGUGAAAGGAAUAAAUCUCCUUCUGACUUGAAUUUACUGUUAGAUCAUCCAAAAAUUUCAUCACUUAAAAGAGCUGUGUCUGUUAAAGAAUCUGGCUCACAGGACUGCAGUACCAUUCCAAGGAAGAAGAUGAGUUUAGAAGAUAAAAGCCAGGAAAGGAUGCUUUUUGUCCAGAAGCAAAAGUCAGUAGUUAAAACUUGGUUUUGUGAAUGCAGUCAGCGGUUCCCAAGUGAAGAUGCAGUAGAGAAGCAUGUUUUCUUGGCAAACACAAUGUGUUACAAGUGUGUGGUCUGUGGAAAGGUAUGUGAAGAUUCAGGAGUUAUCCGUUUACACAUGAGCCGGAUUCAUGGAGGGGCACAUUUAAAUAACUUUCUUUUUUGGUGUCGGACAUGCAAAAAGGAGUUAAGAAGGAAAGAUACUAUUAUGGCACAUGUGACUGAAUUUCAUAAUGGACACAGAUAUUUUUAUGAGGUGGAUGAGAUAGAAGAUGAAACUUUGCCGUCAUCUUCUAUGGUGAGUAAUUUGGUUGCUAACAAGGCCCCUUCAGCUGUUACUGUUGUAGAUCAUUUUCUGACAAACAGCCCCCCAAGGGGUAAAUGGCAGUGCCGAAUUUGUGAAGAUAUGUUUGAUUCCCAGGAAAGUGUAAAACAGCAUUGUAUGUCUUUGGCAAGUCACCAGUUUCAUAGAUACAGCUGUGCUCACUGCAGAAAGACUUUCCACAAGAUAGAAACGUUACAUAGACACUGCCGAGACGAACAUGACAGUGAGAUAAAGAUCAAAUUCUUCUGCGGGCUUUGUGAUCUUAUCUUUAACGUGGAAGAAGCAUUUCUAACUCAUUAUAAGGAGCACCACAGCAUAGAUUACGUGUUUGUGUCAGAAAAAACUGAACCUUCUAUUAAAACUGAGGAGGAUUUUUCAGUUGUAGAGACCAGUAACCUGUUAACCUGUGGCUGCCAUGAGAGUUACAUCUGUAAGGUCAACAGAAAGGAAGAUUAUGGUAGAUGUCUCCAAGUCAUGUUGGAUAAAGGUAAACUAUGGUUUUGCUGCAGUUUGUGUUCAGCAACAGCACAAAAUUUAGUUGACAUGAACACUCACGUCCGUCAGAUGCACAGAGACGAGAAGAGUGAAGAGCAGCAGCCGUACGUCAUCAAGUGCGGCAUCUGCACCAAAGCCUUUCACAAUCCUGAGAGUGCCCAGCAGCACUUCCACAGGAAACACGCCUUCUUCCAGAAAGCCAGCCUGGCUCCGUUUGGACCUGAAAAAGGAAACACAUACAAGUUCACUGCCAGUGCCUCACAUGCAGAGGAAAAACUGAAACAAGCAGUGAGCUGUCCAAGAAAUUCAGAUUCGGAGAAAGGAGCCGAAGACGACUUAAGCUGCCAGAUUACAGAGGAAGAAGUUGAGCUUCCAGAUUUGGAUUACUUGCGAACCAUGACUCAUAUAGUCUUUGUAGAUUUUGAUAAUUGGUCCAACUUCUUUGGUCAUCUACCAGGACAUCUUAACCAAGGAACAUUUAUUUGGGGCUUUCAAGGAGGAAACACCAACUGGAAGCCUCCACUCAACUGUAAGAUCUACAAUUACUUGAAUAGGAUUGGAUGUUUCUUCCUUCAUCCUCGAUGUAGUAAAAGAAAAGAUGCUGCUGAUUUUGCCAUAUGUAUGCAUGCUGGUCGUCUAGAUGAACAGCUGCCCAAGCAGAUUCCUUUCACCAUCCUCUCAGGAGAUCAAGGUUUUCUGGAGCUAGAGAAUCAAUUUAAGAAGACUCAGCGGCCAGCCCAUAUACUAAACCCUCACCACUUAGAGGGAGAUAUGAUGUGUGCCUUGUUAAAUAGCAUAUCCGAUACCACCAAAGAGUGUGACAGUGAUGAUAACAUGGGUGUGAAAAGUUCUUCUGUAGAAGAAUUGAGAUCCACGGAAGAUGUGGAACUAGAAGAAGCUAUUCGGAGGAGUCUGGAGGAAAUGUGAGAAGAGCUGCCUGGCUGCCUGGGGCUCAGUUGCUACAAACAGGAAGCCCUCUGGGAGGUCACAUGUUGGCUUUGUGUUUUGUGUUGUGUGCAGCUGUGUGCAAGGAUGAGAAUGUGUGUGAACACCGGUGCAGUCCGUGUGCCCUCACACACAGGAAGGGUCCCCGCUGACUCGGGGUUCAUACGCUCAGGUUAAGGGUUUUUUAAGAAGCUCUUGACUAUGUUUCCCAAAUAGCAUUACAUCUUUAGUUUUAUUUGUACUGUACAGAUGAUUCUAGUUUAUAUUUGUAGGAGUAAAAAUAAAAUAAAUGUAAAUAACUCAUUUUUUCCACAAA
Chinchilla lanigera (long-tailed chinchilla) is the source of this 3857-nucleotide messenger RNA. RefSeq names its product zinc finger protein 451 (gene Znf451). Gene Ontology annotation, cellular component: nucleus. Gene Ontology annotation, biological process: regulation of transcription by RNA polymerase II. Gene Ontology annotation, molecular function: DNA-binding transcription factor activity, RNA polymerase II-specific; sequence-specific DNA binding. The record is from RefSeq and is a predicted model, not a curated record. Lineage: Eukaryota; Metazoa; Chordata; Mammalia; Rodentia; Chinchillidae.